CCUGAGAGAAGCUGAGAUUGGUUCCCUAACAGCGCUUGUUUCCGGGGGGACGCUCCUCGGCGACGGACUCAAAAUGGCGGCGCCCAUGUGGAAGCCAGAUCUGCGGCGGCGGCCAUAAGGAACUACGGAGAGCGGAGAGGACGGAGCCAUGAGGCGGGCGUGGGCUGGCCUGCAGGGGCUCUUCGCGGUCUACAAGGCCCCCGGGGUCCACUGGAUGAUGGUCCGGGACGCCGUGGAGACCCGGCUGCUGAGAGAUUUGAAUGCUUUACAGCGGCCUCCCCCACGGAAGGAGGUCCGAUUUCUGCCCACCAGCACAGAAGGAAAGGACGGAGAUGAGUUGACCAUGACAGUUGCAUCAGUCCCGGUGUUAGCUAACCAUCCAUUAGUUUCUGGACCAGCGUUCACCCGUCUAAAAGUUGGGGCAGGUCAUCGCCUGGACAUUAAAUCAUCUGGCGUAUUUGUGCUUGGACUGGGUCAUGGCAAUAAGCUGCUCCAUGAUCUGUACAAUGCCCAUCUCAGCCGGACGUACACUGUUCGCGGCUUGUUCGGCAAAGCCACUGACGACUUCUCCGAUGAAGGCAAACUGAUUGAGAAGACAACAUUUGAUCACAUCACCAGGGAGAAGCUGGAACGGAUUCUCUCUGUUAUCCAGGGGUCCCAUCACAAGGCUUUGCUGCAAUAUGCUAACCUUGACUUGAAAACACAAGAGGCCUAUGAGUUGGCGGUGAGAGGACUGAUUCGCCCCAUGGACAAAAGCCCGCCUUUGAUCACAGCAGUCCGGUGUCUCCAGUUUGCGCCUCCUGAAUUCCAACUGGAAAUUCACUGUUUGCAUGAGACGCAACAAUAUCUCCGAAAGAUAGUUCAUGAAAUUGGGCUGGAGCUGAAGUCCUCUGCCGUGUGCACGCAGGUCAGAAGGGUCCGCGACGGUGUCUUCACGUUGGAGGAUGCUCUUUUGAGGACACAGUGGUGCCUGCCCAACAUCCAGAAGGCAAUUGUGAAGUCCGGGCUCAGGGUUGAGGAGCUCCACAAGAGCCUGGCUCACCAGGAGGAGCCCUGGACCGACGAGGAGGGAGAUGGAAAGACUGACGGAGAAGCUGAUGGAGGACCAGGGCAAAACAAGGGAGGAAACACCUUGUGGGAAGGUGCAGCGAUAAGAUGAAGGACAUUCUUAACAAUGGGCAUAAUCUCUGGGACAUGCCCUUUUCAAAUCCCUAAGUGUUGACUUUAGGCCAAUAAGAUCAGAAGACCCAAGCUCAAGAAAGCAGUACAAUGUUUUAAUAUUUAUUUCCAAACAAAUUAUCAAGUGAUUAUCUCUGAACAAUCACCUUCUCAAAGAAUAACAACAUCUGUCAUAGUUUAGACCCAAAUUCUGCCAACUAGUAAGAUGAGAAAUCCUCAUUCCAAGAUACUGAAAAAGUCACGGACAUGAGCUAAGUCUGAAUUAUGAGGAUUGUCCAACCAUAUGAAUUGAAAACAGGUCAUUUUUUUCAGGGAAGAAAGCCAGAAGAGGCUCAACCUCUUAUAGGAUGUUACCUUCUAUUAUCCCAGCUCCAGGGGAUGUUGAACUACAACUUCUUCAUUACUGGCUAUACUUUCUAGGGCUAAUGGGAGUUGUCCAUCAGAUGGACAGCCACACAUUCUAUGUUCAUAAUUUAGAACUGAUGGGAUAUUAUACUCCCCUUCACCAAACAUUACAUGGUUAGUUCAACUUUCAGAAACAAGGGGGGGGGGGGCAAUUCAACACAACCACUUACAAUUCUCCAUGGUUUGGAGAACACCCUAUAUGCACCAAUGCUUAGUUGUUAGCCAGGUCAACUUCUCCCAUCUAUUAACAUUAAAGAAAUGUAAAAUGUUAA
Molecule: messenger RNA, 1856 nt
Organism: Anolis carolinensis (green anole)
Lineage: Eukaryota; Metazoa; Chordata; Lepidosauria; Squamata; Anolidae
Gene: trub2
Product: TruB pseudouridine synthase family member 2
Exons: 8
Coding region: 149-1159 (336 amino acids)
Biological process (GO): RNA processing; pseudouridine synthesis
Molecular function (GO): RNA binding; pseudouridine synthase activity
Source: RefSeq, a predicted model, not a curated record